AUGUCCCGUGCUUAUUUAAAUGAUUCACAAACCAAGCUUAUGGAAUGCAACUUCUUUGAGUGGAUAGAUGAUGAGUUGGAAGAUGGUUACUACAAAACAUUGAUUUACUCAAUGAAGCAACAAUUGGACAGUAGAGAGGAUCGCUCUGAAUUGGGUAAAUACAAGACUAAAGUGGUAGAGUUGGAGUUUCUCCUAUCAAAGGAGAAUGAUGAGGUUGAGAGGCUACAAAAGCUCCUGGGCCAGUCAAAUAAAGUAGCUGCUAGGUUGAAGCUUGUGAUUGUGGUUCUUGUGGUGGUUGUGCUUUGCCUUUGGAUGUUAUGGAAGUGA
Molecule: messenger RNA, 327 nt
Organism: Lactuca virosa
Lineage: Eukaryota; Viridiplantae; Streptophyta; Magnoliopsida; Asterales; Asteraceae
Source: the annotation of a GenBank genome assembly